Molecule: messenger RNA, 261 nt
Organism: Phanerochaete carnosa HHB-10118-sp
Lineage: Eukaryota; Fungi; Basidiomycota; Agaricomycetes; Polyporales; Phanerochaetaceae
Exons: 4
Coding region: 1-261 (86 amino acids)
Source: RefSeq, a predicted model, not a curated record
AUGGAAACCGGGGGCGGCGUAUCUGACGUGAUGGCAAACUCUGUUCAGCUCACAGGGUAUACUGCAGGCAUCCCGCACAGCGCGCUCAACACGUUCGCCGUCGGAUACGUCGGCCUGCACCUCCUGUACAACUUCAUCUACAUCAACCAGACUACUGAGGCUGUCGGCAACCUCCGGUCUAUGUCCUUCUUUGCUAGUCUUUCGCUUCCCUUGACUCUCCUCAUCAAGUCUGCAAACAAGGUCGCGGCGACCGGUUUCUGA